AUGCGGUGUCACAGCCACCCCUUCGCGGUUACGGCGCCGCUCCGUCAGCUGCAGAAUUGGGCUCGUGUGGCCGCCACGCAUGGAGCAGGGCUCGUGCGGCACCAGCCCAUGGCCGCUGCCGGUGUUGCAGCCGGGCGGACGCGGGGCCCCACUCAGGCCGCGCCGCCCGCGGACCUCUUCCGGACGAAGGUCCAUGAAGGUCUCGGUACCAGCGAGUCCGAUCCCUACACCCGAACGCUGCCGAAUCAGGAGUCGAUCCCGCCCGAGAGCUCGGUCCUUCAAGCCGCCGUCGCGUCGGCGCCGACGCAGGAGGAGAUCGAGAAAUUACCAAAAAAAUGGGGGUUGAUGCAGUAUUGGAUAGGCGACACCUACCCGCGUCUCCCUCUGUACCUGGCGCAGCUAGCCAUUCCGCAUCCGCUGCCAGUCUCACCGACCGCGGAUGAACUUGUUGGUCAGUUUGAGGCACAAAUCCCUCUUAUACUCCAUGACCAAUCUAGGGAUAUUCAGGAAAAAAUGUUGAUGUUCUGGCGCUCAGCGGUUACCGCCUAUGACGCUUUGGCCUUGGAUCACAUUUUUGACCGCCAGAAGUUUGAACGGGGUUUGAAGGAGCACCACCGCCAAACGUUGGAGUCCGCCCAAGCCCUUUCCCUUCGUGAGGAGCCCUUGAUGGCUCUUGAAGUGCUGCGUCGUAAGACAAUUCUGAGGCGGAACAAGGUGAUUCGCGAAGGUCUGAUUCCUUUGGUUGAGCAAGGUACGUACUUCGGCUUUGGGGAUGGAGUCUGGCGCGUGUUUUUCGAGGCUGUGGACCAUAACAAGCCGAAGAUCUUUGGGAAAGAUGGCGGUCAACUCUUAGGAUACGUCUGGGACGCGAUUAUGGACGAAGAUGUAAUUCGCACACCGUCCGUUACUGCCUGUGUGGCGCUUUAUUUGACGCUGUUGUCUGUGAUCUACAGUCCAAGUCUUGUAAUGGAUGACGCAACCCGGGUGUCCUCGAACUCUAUAGACGAAGGUAUUGGACACCCUAAGAAGAAACUUGGUAACAAAAUUUUCGAACUCACAAGCCCCAUUCGUAAGCGUAAGUUUGCGGAGCCUGUUAUACGCGAGAUAUUGGAAAGUGUGGAGGGUUCUCGGAACCUCUCCAAAGUCCUUCGCUCGUGCGGGAUGCACGAGCUCAGUCGUGAGGCAGCGCUCUGUGAAGCGAUAAACGAUAGCCAACGCCUCCUUGAAGCUGAUGCGGCGGCCCUUUCGGCACGUUUCGAUAGCACAACGGAGGUUAAGUCGCUUCUGGCCUCUAUCAUGGGAGGUACGGACGAGGCAGUACGCUCGCACGUUGCGAGUACCUUUGGCAUAUCACCGACAAACGUCAAUGUUGACUGGGAUAAAGUCUUUAUGGACGUGGACUGGCCGACGCACUGGCGCCGCUUGGCAGUGGAGCUUCUCAGCAACACUGCCGUGCUGACGUCUGUGCACCAACUUGUCAAGAAUGUUAUCAGCUAUAAAGGCUCCAUAAAGCGGCUUUUUAACAAGGAGUAUGAAGAGGAACUACAGCAGGUCAUUGCCGCGCGCCAGGCUCGGGUGGCUAGCAAGCGAGCCAAAACAGCCACCAUCGUGGCAGAGCUAACUUCUUUUCGGAAUAUCGACCAAACCCUUGAAAUGUUACGCGGCCUUGGUGUUCCGAUGGAAGAGCUUGAGUAUGAAGCGGCAUCGAUGGAGGAGCGGCUUAAAACGAAGCGCCCCACGGUGGACCCUGCGGUGCUCAAAUGUCUGCUCGAGGCUAUUGGCAAACGCCAUCCAACGUGGAUCAAGGCCGGGGUCCUCCCGCCAUCACCCGCUAUGCUGGAUAACGAUCCCCUCAGCGCUUUAGAAAUGAUGGUACGCAUCUUUGUGAGGCUUGUUUAUCUUCCCCAGGCUGGGGCGGCCUCCAUCGCCCAGCACUUCCGUCGCCGUAUCGGUGCGAUCGGCAAGGAAAGCUUUCAAUAUAACGUUCCCACCGAAAUGGGCAUUGUGGAGCAGUACGAUAACCUCCAAUACAAGCGCUAUGAUUGGCAGGGUUGGUAUCAGCGUAUGGUGGAUGUGCACAACCGCAACGUCUCGAUCCGAUGCCGUAUCGAUCACCUGCGGCGGCUGGAUAACUACGGCGCGCCGCUGGUCGAUCUGCAAACGGAGCGGCGGCUUCGAAUCAUCUGCGGCGAUCGUGUUGGGAUGGGGGUGCUGAAACUGGAUAGCAAUAAAUACGAAGAUCAGGCGGAUAACAUUACGCACGGCACGAUUAAGCUCUCCGAGAUACUCGCAGAGUCGCGAAAGGCGCAGCUGGGGCCGGAGUAUUGGCCAACCGUGGAGGUGAAAGUUCGAAGGCCAAGCGGGCAAACCCAGGCGUACUACUCUAACCUGGAUAACGACCGCAUCGAGAAGCGAAGCAAGGAGCUGUACAAGGCCUACACCGAGGCCAAGAAACGCAGCUUAUUUGUAACGCCGAUGGACUUGUGGCUUGAAGUGAAAGGAGCACAGGCUAGGAAAGCUGUGAAAAGCACAGAUUCCGAGGGCUACACGAUUGAGAGCCUGGAGCAGUCUCUCGGAGACGAAUAG
Messenger RNA from Phytomonas sp. EM1, 2586 nucleotides. NCBI's taxonomy places the organism in Eukaryota, Euglenozoa, Kinetoplastea, Trypanosomatida, Trypanosomatidae. The record is from the annotation of a GenBank genome assembly.